CGCCAUCCUCAUGGUUGUGAGUAGAACUGCAGUUAUUCAGUUCGUCCUCCACCUCCCCCAUUGGAACCGUGUGGUUUACGCUUUUGAUCCCCGAGGGACCUCGCGCGCUCUACAUUCCAGGCAUUCCGACUUCAGUCUCUGCUCAGUUACUUAUUAUCUCUCUGUGCUCGACAACCAUGUCAGUGUAGAGCAAGUUCUGAAAAGAGUAGACAACAAAACUCCUUCUGGAAGGACGAGAACGAUUUAAACGAAACAUUGUGGAUUACUUUGGCUUAAUUUAUUUUUUAUUUUUAAGUUAUUAAAAACGUUUCGCUGGAAUGCGAGUGUGAACUGUUUCAUCCAUAAACACCUCGUCUACCCCUGAUCACCAGCUUCGAACAACGGAACCAACAUGGCGUCUACAGAAGAGCCGUCUGGCACGGUCCUGCACCGCCUCAUCCAGGAACAACUACGCUAUGGCAACCCCACAGAUGCCCGCACCCUCCUGGCCAUCCAGCAGCAGGCACUGCGCGGAGGCAGUGGAGGGUCCCCUGGCGGAGGACCAGGGAGCGGAGCAGAAGAGGGCCCCAGUAGAAGCCCCCGCUCCUCCCUGGAGAGCCUCACCCAGGAGGACUCCUCAUUCCUCCAGUUGUCCACCCGUCAGGAGCCCCAGGGCCAGGAGCACCAUGGAGACUACCAGCACUCGGAGAGCAGCUACCAGCUCUACCAGCUCCACGCAGAGGAGCUGCCCACCUACGAGCAGGCCAAGGCCCACUCCCAAUACCUGGCUCAGCAUUGGGCACCCGCCCCGGCCCCCCACAAGCAGCUCCUCUUGGGGACUCUCCUGCGUGAUGCGGACUACCGUGCAGCGGAGGAGCUGAUUGAGUUAAAGCGAGGGCACGUGCGGUCGCUCAGCGAGCGUCUCCUGCAGCUGUCUCUGGAGAGAAAUUGUGCCAUGGCGAAGUCGGAGGCGGCGAAGAGUUCCUCACAGAGCUACCCAGAGCUGGGUUACUACGCCCCCCCACAAGGCCUCCAGGACCAACACAUCCCACACCCAGAAUACUCAUCGGUUACCAUUAUGUCCCAAGGUUAUAUGCCUAUCAACGCUCAAGAGCCCCAGUGUGUGUACAGGGACAUGCCCCAGUCACUCCAGAUCCAGCAGCACAGGUAUGCGGGCCCAGGCAGAUUUGAGCCAAGGCAGAUGGACCUGCUGGUGCUGGAGAACGAGAGGCUGAGACAGGAGCUGGAGGGCCACCGAGAGAAGGCCUGCCGCAUCCACAAGUUGGAGCAGGAGGUCCAGAGGGUAUCCAAGGCCCAUGAGACUCUGCUGCAGGGCAGCUGUAAGAGGGAGAGCCUGGAGCAGACCUUGAGGAGAAAACUGGUGGACGAGAUCAGGAGGCUGCAGGAAUUCAACAGAGACCUCCGAGAAAGCCUGGAGAAUGCGAGAACACACGCUGCCAAAGAAGUGGAAGCUGCCGACCACAACCAGCACAUCAUGACCAAACUGCUCGAGCAAAACGAGGAGCAGCAGUUUGAGCGUGAGCGUGCAGAGCGAGAACUCCAGCGGCUCCGCAACUCCGCCGAGGAGCAGUGCCUGAGGGCUGAGCAGCUGGAGGAGGCCCUGGAGGCCCAGCGGUGCAGGGGACGGCAGCUGGAGGAGGAGCUGCGCCUCAAGCGGGCCUACGUGGAGAAGGUGGAGCGGCUGCAGAGCGCCCUGGCUCAGCUGCAGACCACCUGCGAGAAGCGCGAGGGCCUGGAGAUGAGGUUGAGGACACGCCUGGAGCAAGAGCUGAAGAGCCUGAGGGCGCAGCAGAGGCAGUCUCACCCGCCGGGCGUGACGGUGGGCCCCCUGCACGAGCGUCUGAGGGAGAGAGAGGAGUGUAUCUUAGCCCUGGAGGCAGACAUGGUGCGCUGGGAGCAGAAAUACUUGGAGGAGAGCACCAUGAGGCAGUUCGCCAUGGACGUGGCCGCCAGCGCCGCUGCUCAGAGAGACACAACCAUCAUCAACCAUUCCCCCUGCCACUCUUCCAACAACAGCUUCAAUGAGGUCCUGCCUGUAUCUGACUACAGAAACCAGGAGAUGGAAAACCGGAUCUGUGCUCUCUACACUCAAAUUCUGGAGAAGGAUGCUGUCCUCAAUAUCCUCCACCAGCAUUUGCACCAGGAACAGAUCAAGAAGGAUGGGUCUUGUUUGCCUGCCGCCACGUACACUACUGUCAGCACGGCCAAGUGCACCAGCAUAAACAAAAGUAAGAGUUUGUCAGACGACCAGACUCUCUCUCUUCUCCGGUGCUCCUCCCCAGCUCACCCCAGCCAGAGCUGUGGAUCAGAGGAUGGCGCUAAGGCCAAGGAGCCAGCCACUGGUUCUAACCUCAGCAUUGACAACGCUGCUGUGCAACAACAUCGUGCCUCCUCCUUGAACACAUUAAGAGGCCUGGAUGACUUGGAGGCAGUGGAAAUCUUCAUUUGAGGAAGACUUUUGAUCCUUGACAAGAGAUUCACUCGAGGGUAGUGAACUCUCGGAAGCUGUGCAGAGCAACUGACUACGCCAAUGGUCAGAGUUUCUCUGAAAAAUGGACGGAAGACAAGAAUGUUGAAGAAUGAGAGGCGUAUUUGUGGAAUAAGGACGUGGGCUUUCACAUUUAGAGGGGAGCAGUGCUCUUCCUCAAUUUCUUUCUCUCUUAGCCAGGUGGCUGCAGGCUAGCUGUCUUGGUAUAUGAGACUGUGAAACUUUCGAGGUACUUGGGACAGUAUUUCAGUUUUGUAAUGGGAAACAUCCCACUGUACUGUCAGUGUAUGCCAAAGUAUUUAUAUUUUCUGUGUACAACGAGUUCAGGAACUUAUUCCCAAAUAUGAACUGAAAGCUUCACGCUUUUCCAAAUAACCUUGUCUGUAGAAUUUAUCUUUGGACUUUUGACUGGCAUUCCCUCCCCGCGCAAAAAUGUGCCCACAAUCUGGCCAUAUUCCUGUGCCAUGGAAUUCUUCAGAGUUAGGAGAACAACUCUCCCAUCUCUAUAAUUGAAUAAAAAUGCCAAAAUCUUAAUGUUCAUAUUUUCCUUGGCCAUAUUCCCUAAGCCCCAGUAGCUGUCUCUACCACAGGAGGUUGGUGGCACCUUAAUUGGGGACUGUCAUGGUAAUGACUGGAGUGGAAUGGAAAAAAAAUACAUAAAUGCAUGGUUUCCAUGUGUUUGAUGCCAUUCCGUUUGCUCCGUUCCAGACAUUAUUAUGAGCAGUCCUCCCCUCAGCAGCCUCCACUAGUCUACAGAUUUAUAAAUAGUUGUGAUACAGUAUGCAAUGUAUAGUCUGGUUUUUCUCUUCCGACUUCUAAACAUGAGGCCGGCGAGACCAUUCUCAGCCUGGGGAGGGUGAAGAGUUUAUUUUGUUGCUUUUCACCGAUAGUUUUUUUUUGUAUUAUUCUUCAUGUGUAUUUUCUGAUGUGGUGAAUCCGCUGGUCAGAUCCACCACAUUGAUUAAGCUGCAAACUACACCAUUUGGUUUUGUUUACUGUGAGCCUUUUUCUGAACUAACAGGUUAAUAUAUUUUAUACAGACGUUUCUCUAAUUAUUUUAGAUAUGUUGUGCUAUGAACAGAAUGCCAAAGAUGAUUUUUUUUUGUGUUUUGUAAUUUAUGUGCAGACAAUCAUGGUUAUGUCCAGCUGUCCAACAGAUAAAGCGUUGACCUCAAGCAAAGACAUUUCUGUUAACUCCUAACAAUAUGAAGGUUGUGAAUUUGAAUUCAAACAUUUCAUGAAGCAAUAAAAUAUUAUAAUAUAUA
Molecule: messenger RNA, 3753 nt
Organism: Oncorhynchus kisutch (coho salmon)
Lineage: Eukaryota; Metazoa; Chordata; Actinopteri; Salmoniformes; Salmonidae
Product: angiomotin-like 2a
Exons: 10
Coding region: 392-2449 (685 amino acids)
Biological process (GO): regulation of cell migration; actin cytoskeleton organization; hippo signaling
Cellular component (GO): plasma membrane; bicellular tight junction; cytoplasmic vesicle
Source: RefSeq, a predicted model, not a curated record